Molecule: messenger RNA, 630 nt
Organism: Penicillium concentricum
Lineage: Eukaryota; Fungi; Ascomycota; Eurotiomycetes; Eurotiales; Aspergillaceae
Product: zinc finger MYND domain-containing protein
Exons: 1
Coding region: 1-630 (209 amino acids)
Source: RefSeq, a predicted model, not a curated record
AUGCUCUCCAGCGCCCGGGGCGGGAUGCAUCCGGCAAACGCAACCCAUUUCGCCGUGAAGGCUCUUCCCGGAGUCCCAGGCGAAGCUGUAUUCUUCGCAAAUCCCUACAACAACCACCAUGAGUGUGAGGGCCGAUCCCAAAUUUCCCCUCUCUCACCUGACGCUCAGGCCAAAAUCAUUGUGCCUUUGCUAUUGGAGGCAUUCGUCAACCGAUUCGAUGAGCCGGGCGUAAUUCCCCAGAUGGGCAGCAACAUGGAACCAUUCGCGCCGUUCACUUGGAGCACCACCGACGAGAGCCUUGCGCAGGCCGUCUCCCGCAGGUGCCAGGAAAUUGGAAUCAGACGCGAGCUGUGUGAUGUUGCCGUCACUACCGCCGAAGAGCUUCGCAGUGCCGAGGCUUGCUGGACUCGGUGGAGCAAGGCCUUGGUGGAAGCAAUGGCUAUGUUUGAUCUCCCGGAUGACGGUGCUGAGAAUGUCGAGAUGAUCUGUAUGAAUUGUGGGUUUACUCCGUCGAUGGAUAAGCCCCUGCAGCCGUGUUCUCGGUGCUUGCAAGUCUCGUAUUGCUCGAGGGAAUGUCAAACCGCGAACGCUGAGGCUCACGGUCCGGAAUGUGUCCCUGGUAUUGAUUGA